AAUGCUGCUAUUUUUAUGCCCUCCUGUGGGAUUUGCCAGUUGUCCUUUCUGAUUAUUUUCUGGAACAGAGCUUCAAGAACCCUUGCCUGGUCUAUUUACUACUCCUGGUUUCUGUCUUUUCAGGUUUCUCCAUCGCCAGCGGCUACAGAACCAACAAAACCUCGUCCUAAAAAAGCCCCAGAGCUGCCAAUCCUGGAGAGGAAGAACUGGUUGAUUUAUCUGCUCUACGUCCGCAGAGACUACGAGGAGUGUAAGGCUGUCAUCAAAGAGCAGCUCCAGGAGUCCCAAGGGCUCUGUGAAUAUGCUGUCUAUGUCCAAGCUUUGAUAUUUCGCUUGGAGGGGAGAAUUCAAGAAUCUCUUGAACUUUUCCAGACAUGUUCCAUUCUGAACCCCCGAAGCGCUGACAACCUCAAGCAGGUGGCACGAUCCCUGUUUCUCCUGGGGAAGCAUAAGGCAGCCAUUGAAGUGUACAAUGAAGCAGCAAAACUCGAUGAGAAGGACUGGGAGAUCAGCCACAACCUGGGUGUGUGCUACAUGUACCUGAAACACUUCAACAAGGCACGAGACCAGCUCAACCAUGCCCUGGAGCUCAACAGACACGACCUGACCUACAUGAUGCUGGGCAAAAUUCACCUCUUGGAGGGGGAGAUGGAUAAAGCCAUUGAAGUAUAUAAGAAAGCUGUAGAGUUUUCUCCAGAAAACACAGACCUGCUCACAGCCCUGGGCCUACUGUACCUGCAGGCUGGGGAGUACCAGAAGGCUUUUGAACACCUUGGGAACGUGCUUACCUAUGACCCAGGCAACUACAAGGCCACCCUGGCUGCUGGCAGCAUGAUGCAGGCCCACGGGGAUUUCGAUGUCGCCCUCUCCAAGUACAAGGUGGUGGCCAGCACUGUUCCUGAGAGCCCCCCACUCUGGAACAACAUUGGCAUGUGCUUCUUUGGCAAGAAGAAAUACGUGGCAGCUGUCAGCUGCCUGAAGAGGGCAAACUACCUGGCUCCCUUUGACUGGAAGAUCCUGUACAACCUGGGCUUGGUGCACCUCACAAUGCAGCAGUAUGCCUCAGCCUUCCACUUCCUCACUGCUGCCAUCAACUUCCAGCCCAAGAUGGCAGAGCUCUACAUGCUCCUGGCAGUUGCUCUGACCAACCUUGAAGACAUUGAGAAUGCCAAAUGUUCCUAUGAGCAAGCUGUGGCCUUGGACAAGUGCAACCCCCUCAUCAACCUGAACUACGCUGUGCUGCUCUACAACCAGGGCGACAAGGAGGGGGCCCUGAGGCAGUUCCAGGAGAUGGAGAGGAAGGUCACCGUGGCCAGGGAGAGCAGCACACCUGACUUCGACCCUGAGAUGGUGGAGAUGGCCCAGAAGAUGGGGGCUGCCCUGCAGGUUGGGGAGAGCCUGGUGUGGACCAAGCCUUCUAAAGAGUCCAAAUCCAAGCAGAAAGCUGCUGGGUCAGGGAAAUCCAGCUCUCAGCAGCCUUUGGGCUCCAACCAGGCCCUGGGUCAAGCCAUGUCCUCUGCUGCAGGGUAUGGGAAAACCAUGCAGCUCCCCCCAGGUGCUGCAACACCAGCUCUGCCAAAGAAGCCUCCCUCCCUGCCUCUGGAGCCAGAACAGGAGCAGGACUCAGAAACGAGCCCUGAGGAGAGCCCAGCUCCCACAGGGGACGGGGAGCAGGGCAAGGAGAAGCACCAGAGCCAGGAGGCAGCAGAGUAGGGCAGCUCUGGGCAGCACAGGCAGUGCAGGAGCCUCUCCAGGGCUGCCUGGGGCUGGGGAAAGGGACCUGCCCCACCCUGCCCCACCCUGCCCCAUUGUGGCUUCUCCCCACUGCCUGUCAGUCUGGAUGGAGCUGUUUGCUAUCAGUGAUUUCAGCCUGUGGCUCUGCCCUGUUGCAGGGAGUCACUGCAGUGACCAGAGGUGUGUGUAGCUACUCUGAGUGCAGUCACAACUCACCACCCAGCUCUCCCCAGGCUGGCUGUGAGUCCUCCAGAAGGACCCUUAGCAAAGGCAGCAGUAGUGAUUUAGGAUCCUGGGGGGUGAGGAGAAUCAAACCCCUCCAGUGGCUGAACUGGUGAGCAGCUUUGCAUAAAGAACCAGUAAACUGAAGCUUCAGGGCUCUGUGUUUGCUGGUGAAGCUCCCCAGCUGUUUGACACUUUAUUUCCUGCUGUUAGUUCUGCACUCUUGGACUGUGUCCCUCCCUGAUGAGCAGCCCAGGAGAGGAAGGUUACUCAUGGAAACAUCCUGGAGGCAGCAUGAGCAGGGCUCUGGGUACAUCCCAGCCUUAGCUGGCCUUGGUGGUUUGUUGCUCUUAUCCUUAAUGCAUCUUCAGAGCCCAGCCAGGAGCUGGAGUGCUCUCCUGGUCCCUGGAGAACACUGAAAGAGUGGGACCCCUCACUUUCCCCUGGGUUCUGCCAGCCCAAACUGACUGCUUAUCUUAAAUGUGGCUUUUGUUCCUCUCAGGUGUCCUUUCUGCUGGGUUUUGUGUCAGUUCAGCCCCAGGGCAGCACUUCUGUAAGGAUUCCCUCCUGCCAGGAGUUAAACAGAACUUUUUUGCAGAGCAUUGGCAAUUUGAAACAAACCAGACAAGAAACAGUGUCAGUCAGGUACAGUGCAGAGAUUUUUAUUCACAUUUAACUUCUUACACUGAAAGUCCCUGCAGCCUAACAGAGUGCCUGGGAAGAAGAGGUGAGGAUUGAAGAACAGGGGUGGGCAGGGGCUCUGAAUUUUUCACUUCAGCCCCAAAACUUGAAUUCAAGGCAGAUUUUUGUCCUUUGAUGCUUUGAUGGGAUAAGUGUCACACAGGGAGCACAUACUGCACUUGGAGGUACUGUGAAGGGAUUUAUUUUAAAUAUAUAUUUUGUGAAAAGCUUAUGCAACAGUGAACCAAUUCUUCUAUGAAAUGAAGCAGUACCACCUUCUUUCUUCCUGGGAGCUUCAUGUCUAGGGGAGCAUUUUAAAAUAUGUAAUUCCAGUUGGAUAAUAAAUAGACCUGCAAUUGCUGUCCUGUCCCCUUUCCUCCCCUGGGCCUGGUGAUGGUGGCAUUUGCAUGCAGUGAAUUCCUGGGAUCGUUCUGGAGAGCAUUUCUGUGCUAAUGGUAAUGAGGCUGGACUGCCCUUUCAGCUGGAAUUAGGCAAGGGACUCUUCAGCAGGACUGCACUGAGGCAUUUAGGGGUUUUGGAAAUCACACCUUAUGUUCCAAAACCUGUUUCUGGCAUCAGCCAUAAUUCUAAUCCCCUCUUUUCUCCCCCUUAACUGGAAAGAAUCAUGAGCUUAAUUUUGAGGGAAGCAGAAACCAUCUGCUUUAGGACUUUUCUUCCCCUUUUUAGGGAAAGGUCUGUGAUGAACAGGGUAAAGCAGAGCUCACAAGGUAUUUUGCAUCUUGGCUUCUGCACAGGAAACAAAAGUCAUUCAGACAUCAAUGCCUGAGUGGCAAGACCUUUUUCCAGCCAAGAGUAAUGAUCUGUCUAUCCAGCAACAUGUGUUCAACCCAAAACAUGUGGUGUUGAGGUCCCUGAGACAACUGGAUGCUGAUUUAUGCUACAGGCAGGAUUAGUGGCUACAUGCUGUGCUCCUGUGCUUAGUUGUGGAUGUGGGGGCCUUAAAGCUGUUGAGAAUUUGGAUUUCCCAGUUGGGGAGUGGGUUUCAGUUGGCAAAGCCUCUUCUGCAGAGACAGACUCAGUGCUGAACGAGGGAAAGCUUUGCUAAAAUAAUAAGCUCCACACAGAAAUGCAUUAAAAAAGAGCCCAUGUUGUAACAAGUACUCCAUCUGCCAAGACUUUUCUAGAAGAGAAAACCCAGUUUUGCUACAAGGAAAGCUUUACCACUCCCUCAAACCACACUGCUCCAAAAAAUCUGUGUUUUUAAUGGGAGACACAGGUGAGAUUUGAACCCAGUUUUACCCAGUCUGCACCAAGGGGAAGCUUUCCUGAGAAAUUCACAGGGGAGGUUUCCAGGGUUUUUAUUCCAUUGCCUCCCCUUGCAUUUAAAUGGGAUAACUGCUGCCAUCGUUUGUGUUCCUCAGCUGCUGGGAGCUCUGCUGGGCACAGGCUGAUGCCAGGCUGUUGGAACAGAGCUCCUGGCACAGCAGGGAAUGGCCAUGUGCUGUUUGCAACCUGCACCUCUCCUUUCCUGAGGGAACAUCCUCCACCAGAGUCUGCACCAGUGACUCCCUGAGAACCCUGCCUGCAUCCAGCUGAGGUACCCGAGUGAAAGAAGAGAACUUCAUCCAACAUCUCCAAGGGGUAGAACCAGCAUUCCUGGCUCUGAAAUCCAAGUUUUAUUGCCAAGGCUACUCAGACCCAGUAUUUUCCUCUGCUUUUCUCCUGUUCUCCCCAACACUCUGAGUUCCUUAGCCCAGGAAUAGCAAGGCAGCAAUUGUGUGACACAGAUCUGUACCAGCACUGCUCUGGAACAGAUGGCACAGAGACAAUACUGGCACAGAGACACUUGAGCUGUUCACUCACACAACCCUCAGCCUUCCCCUAAGCUGCAAGCUCCAAAAGAACUCCCAACCAACAUUUUAGGAUAACUGGAAACUGAGUUCUGUUGUACCAUUUCACAGAACUGGCCCAUUAUUCAACUCUUUGCUCAGGACAUGGCUGGAAAAGUCACCCUGUGGCACACAAACCCUGAUAAUUCAGUG
Molecule: messenger RNA, 4640 nt
Organism: Zonotrichia albicollis (white-throated sparrow)
Lineage: Eukaryota; Metazoa; Chordata; Aves; Passeriformes; Passerellidae
Gene: BBS4
Product: Bardet-Biedl syndrome 4
Biological process (GO): protein localization to cilium; cilium assembly
Cellular component (GO): ciliary basal body
Molecular function (GO): protein binding
Source: RefSeq, a predicted model, not a curated record